Engraulis encrasicolus (European anchovy) is the source of this 2538-nucleotide messenger RNA. It is a transcript of the gene ebf3a, whose product is annotated as EBF transcription factor 3a. Gene Ontology annotation, molecular function: RNA polymerase II cis-regulatory region sequence-specific DNA binding; DNA-binding transcription factor activity, RNA polymerase II-specific. Bases 570 to 2378 code for a protein of 602 amino acids. The transcript is spliced from 16 exons. Lineage: Eukaryota; Metazoa; Chordata; Actinopteri; Clupeiformes; Engraulidae. The record is from RefSeq and is a predicted model, not a curated record. Gene Ontology annotation, biological process: regulation of transcription by RNA polymerase II.
UGGCUCCCGGGAAAGGUUCCAUUCCUAGGGGAUAGAGGGCUGAGUUUUGUAUGCUUCCAUCCAUUCUGCAAGACGCUAAAGGCCCCUCAUCAACCUCUCCUGUGUCCGGGAACACCUCCAUGGUAAUCAUUUUUUCGUUUAUUUGUCUUUUGGAGCUGGAGCGCCUUGCCAGAAGUGGUCGAUUCAGCAGUGUCCCGAAGCUUUUUUGAUGCUGUUGUAGGAUGACACUAGCCUAAGAGCAUCAACACAUCACAAAGUUACAAGAAAUGUUUUAGUGAUUUGAAAAGAAACACCAACAAUAUCCUGAUAUUUGAGCGACUUGUUCGGCGAAAGGAUCACGGUCCAACAAGCAAAGAGGCUUCAGAUUCCUACUCAGUAAAUUCUUCAUGUCGUGCCAACGCAGGACGAGUUGAGGACGGAAACAAGACUUGCGAACUGGGUUUUCUUGUUACAAAUCAAGAAGGAACUCUUCCUGGUGUGUCUUCGAGAUUCUCGGAGACAAGACGCAAGAAACGCGUUUUUAAUUUCACCUUUUUGGCUGGAGCUGUUGUGCAGGCAAACUGUUUCUAAUGUUUGGGAUUCAGGAAAAUAUACCUCGAGGAGGGACGACUAUGAAAGAGGAACCGCUGGGCGGUGGGAUGAAUUCGGUCCGAUCGUGGAUGCACACAGCUGGGGUAGUGGAUGCUCAAACUGCCGCCCAAAGCGGUGUGGGUUUGGCGCGGGCACAUUAUGAAAAGCAACCGCCAUCCAACCUCAGAAAAUCCAAUUUUUUCCACUUCGUCCUGGCUUUGUAUGAUAGACAGGGACAACCCGUGGAAAUCGAAAGGACCGCUUUUGUGGACUUUGUGGAGAAGGAGAAAGAACCAAACAGUGAAAAAACUAACAAUGGGAUACAUUACAAACUCCAGUUAUUGUACAGCAACGGCGUCAGAACAGAACAGGACCUUUACAUACGAUUAAUUGAUUCCAUGACAAAACAGGCUAUUAUUUAUGAAGGCCAAGAUAAAAAUCCAGAAAUGUGCCGUGUCCUUCUUACACACGAAAUCAUGUGCAGCCGGUGUUGUGACAAGAAAAGUUGUGGGAACAGGAACGAGACACCUUCAGAUCCGGUCAUCAUCGACAGAUUCUUUUUGAAAUUCUUCCUCAAGUGCAAUCAGAACUGCUUGAAGAAUGCAGGAAACCCACGAGACAUGCGCAGAUUCCAGGUUGUUGUAUCGACAACCGUUAAUGUGGACGGCCAUGUCCUGGCUGUCUCCGACAACAUGUUUGUACACAACAACUCCAAACACGGCAGAAGGGCUCGACGUCUCGACCCUUCAGAAGGUACGGGUCCUCAUUAUCUGGAGAAUGCAGCUACCCCGUGCAUUAAGGCCAUCAGCCCGAGCGAGGGGUGGACCACGGGCGGCGCCACCGUCAUCCUCAUCGGCGACAACUUCUUCGACGGCCUGCAGGUGGUCUUCGGCACCAUGCUGGUGUGGAGCGAGCUCAUAACGCCGCACGCCAUCCGGGUCCAGACCCCCCCCAGACACAUCCCUGGCGUGGUGGAGGUCACCCUCUCCUACAAGUCCAAGCAGUUCUGCAAAGGGGCGCCGGGGCGAUUCGUCUACACCGCUUUGAAUGAGCCGACUAUCGACUACGGAUUCCAGAGGCUGCAGAAGGUGAUCCCAAGACAUCCAGGCGAUCCGGAGAGGUUACCGAAGGAGGUUCUGUUGAAGAGAGCAGCUGACCUUGUAGAGGCACUGUACGGAAUGCCCCACAACAACCAGGAGAUCAUCCUGAAGCGGGCGGCGGACAUCGCGGAGGCCCUGUACAGCGUGCCCCGCAACCACAACCAGAUCCCCUCGCUGGCCAACACGGCGUCCCACGGCGGCAUGAUGGGAGUCAACUCCUUCGGCAGCCAGCUGGCCGUCAACGUCUCAGAGACAUCUCAGGGUAAUGACUACCUGGUGGGUUACAGCCGCAACACGAGCAGCGUGUCCCCCCGCGGCUACGUCCCCAGCAGCACCCCGCAGCAGUCCAACUACAACACCGUCAGCAACAGCAUGAACGGCUACGGCAACACGGGCAUGCCAAACCUGGGCGUACCCACCUCACCCGGCUUCCUGAACGGUUCCUCUGCCAACUCGCCCUACGGCAGUAAGUAUCAAGUAGUGCCGUCGAGCCCCACAAUGGCAGCCUCUUCGGUCAGCCUCUCUUCAAACUGUAGCAGUACACACGGCAUUUUCUCAUUCUCACCUGCCAAUGUCAUCUCUGCAGUGAAACAAAAGAGCGCCUUUGCCCCCGUUGUCAGACCCCAAGCCUCUCCACCUCCUUCUUGCACCAGUGCAAAUGCCAAUGGACUUCAAGCGAUGUCAGGCCUGGUCGUCCCCCCCAUGUAAAUUGCACUUCCACUCCAUCUCCUCCUCCAGUCUCCAGUCUCCACCGACGGGCUGCAGGGGACAUGUUUAGUACAUUAAAGAAGAUUCUGGUCGAAUCUGUGUCAUCAAUCAUCGUGAAUAAAAUCUACAACUAAUUCUGUUAUUCAGAGGGGAAAAGAGA